Cottoperca gobio is the source of this 2697-nucleotide messenger RNA. Its product is annotated as platelet glycoprotein V-like. Gene Ontology annotation, cellular component: plasma membrane. Bases 341 to 2344 code for a protein of 667 amino acids. NCBI's taxonomy places the organism in Eukaryota, Metazoa, Chordata, Actinopteri, Perciformes, Bovichtidae. Gene Ontology annotation, molecular function: protein binding. The record is from RefSeq and is a predicted model, not a curated record. The transcript has 2 exons.
CCCGAAUGACUCAGUAAUUUGCAAGUGACCACUGCUGAAUCUGAUAGAAGGAGCGGUCUGGUCGCUACUACUGGACGGUAAGUUUUAUUUUGUUACUCAUGAUACUGAACAUCUUAUGCAUGAUCAUUACUUUUAUUUUGUAAGUAAUGUGCAUGAACAUAAGUCUCAUUUAGUUAUUUUUGUAACUUGGGCACAGACAUGCAUUUGUUUUCUUACUCGUGUGCGAGAACGUCAUGAGCUGGAAAUGAUUUGUGAUGUUCUGCAGUGAUGAAAUACUUCAGUGGCACAUUAAAGUAUUUUCCCCUUCAUCUCUAACUCUCUGUGUUCUCUUCUUCCAGUGAUGAAGUCCAGGUGUGUCCUUGCUUUCCUCUGGUUGGCAUAUUUCUGCCAUGGCACUCUGUGCUGCCCGCCACUUUGCAAAUGCUACCGCAGAAGAGCUGAGGUGGUCUGUAAUGAUGUUCCCCUGACAGAGUAUCCCUCCGCGGGUCUCCCGAAGAACACCACCAUGCUGACGAUCCAGUUCACGAACAUCACCUCCAUCUCUGAGCAGCAGCUGUACGCCACGCCCCUGCUGCAAGCGCUCCACCUGUACAAAAACCACCUGCGGAGCCUUUCGCCUAAUCUCCUCAGUGGCGUUCCUUUCCUCAACACUUUGGAUCUCACAGGAAACAAACUCAGGGACCUGCCUGCGGACAUCUUCAACCACGCACCGCUCCGCAACUUGGUGCUGAAGAAUAAUCUGAUUGAAGAAGUCAAAGCUGAGUGGCUCCCUGACAACAGCAGCAUCAACUGGUUGGACUUAUCUGGGAACAAUUUAACGAAGGUCCCAGUUGCUCUGUUUCAGAAGCUGCCCCACCUGGACAAUCUGGACCUCGCCAACAACCGUCUGGAGAAGAUCGCCGCAAAUUCUCUGGACACCCUGACCAAACUUGAGAGGCUAAACCUGCGGAACAACAAGCUCGACACCCUGGAUGCAUCUCUACUUCAGAACACCCGUAACCUCAACUAUCUGUUGCUCUCUAUGAAUAAGUUCAACAAACUGCCCCACAACCUUUUUCAGGAGCUCACUCAGCUCAAACACCUGAGUCUGGAGGACAACCAGCUGAGUCACAUCCCUGCAGGUUUGCUGGAGCCUCUGAGCUCCCUGGAUGAGGAGGGGCUGGACCUGUCCAACAACCCCUGGAUGUGUGACGGGAAGCUGGUGUACCUCCAGAGGUGGCUUCAGAAGAACAACAAGACGGUUUUCCUGCCAGAGACCAUCAUAUGUGCCGGCCCCCAGUCUCUGAUGGGGCGCUCAGUAAUGUCUCUGAGAGAAAGGGAUCUAAAUCUUCAUGCUUUAAAGAUGAACCUCUGGAUGCUCCUGACUUUCACUGCACUGGCUGAAUGCGCCCACUCUUGCCCAGAUCUGUGCUCCUGUUCCUUUCCACCUUCAGGUGCAGAGGUGGUGUGCAGCCAAAGCUCCCUCACACAUUUCCCUGAAGAUGGUUUACCCUCCAACACCACUCGACUAUCCAUCCAAUCCACCAACCUCUGCACUAUCACAGCCACUCAUUUGAGUGCUGUGCCACUUUUAAACGACCUCCAGCUGUAUCACAACAACCUGACUAGCCUUCCUUCAGAUCUCCUGAAGGACGUUCCUCACUUGAACACGUUGGAUCUGACAGGAAACCAUCUGGUUCAUCUUCCUCCAAAUGUCUUCAGCCAUGCCUCACUUCGCAGUCUUGUGCUGAGGAACAAUCUGAUCGAAGAAGCUCAUGCUGAGUGGACUCCUGGCAACAGUAGCCUGACCUGGCUGGACUUGUCUGGUAAUCGUUUAACGGAUGUACCCGUCGCUCUGCUUCAGAAGCUGCCCAAUCUGGAGAAUCUAGACUUGAGUGACAACAAUCUGCAUGACCUACAGCCUGACGCCCUGAAGAACCUGCACCGCCUGGAGACAGUGAAUCUCGCUGGUAACAAAUUAAGAUCCCUGAAACCUACAAUGUUCACACACAACCCCAAACUAUCCCAACUGUUUUUGCAGGAGAAUCGGCUCCAAGAGCUGCCGGCGACUCUCCUCCAGGGUCUCCAGCGUCUUGAUCUUCUGCUGCUCAAUCAGAAUCAGAUGCAGCAUUUACCCCCGGGGCUGCUGGAUGAGACAAAAUCCUCUUUCCGGAUUAUUUUAACGGGAAACCCCUGGGCGUGCGAUGAGAAGAUGGAGUAUCUGUGGAAGUGGCUCACUGUCCAUCCUCAAAAUGUCCUCUUUCUGGAGAAGGUGAAGUGUGCAGCUCCUGAAGCUCUUAAACAACAACAAGUGAUCUCUUUAACUGACAUUGAGCUCGGACUUCACAAGAUUCAAAAUGAGUGAUGAGGAGGUAGCAAAAAUGAUUGUGUUUGUCCUCUACAGUCAAAUGUGAAGGGAUCAUUGUCUGUGUCAAAGGCUGAAAUAAAACUUUUAAAGUACUUAUUUUAUUCAUCACUAUUUUCUUAUGAUCUCUUCAUUGUUUGGAUAAAGUCCAGCCCACCGGGUGGCGUAAGGCACUCAAUAAAUGUUCAAAGCAAUGAGCUGAACAGACAGUGCAGGUCAUUUAAAGAACUCAUUUACUGAAUAGAUACCAGCCAAAGAAAAUCAGUCAAAUCAAAUCGUGAUGUUAAUGUAUUCUGGUUAUAUUGAUUUUGAUCUGUGAGGCACAUAUUCUCAAGGUGAAUUAGUAUAAUUCA